CAAAGUGCUUAACCUACCCAAAGUUUGCUGAGAAGAAAGAGGCAGAAGACAGAGUGUGUGACACCUCUUUUUGGAUAGCUAACCUUUGUGUGACCUGGAUAGCUGACACACCUGUGUGAGCUUCACUGUAGAAUGUAGCUGCAGCCCUCCAGCCUAGCCACAGGAAACACGCCACCAUGGGAGAAGCUCAAAAGGUAAGUGGCCUGAUCUCGAUGUACAGGACUUGAAAAAAACCAAGGCUGACUUUUGGUAGGCUAUUUGUUUUCAAUGCAAAGUGGUAUUCAAACUGUCUACACCACAAGAGUGUGUGUCAGUAUACGAGAUUUCUAUUUUGAUGCGCAUACGCUGGAAGUGUUAAUACUUGUACCAAGAGCUCAGCUUGUUUAAUUGUGUUGAUUUAAUGAUAGAAAGUCUAAAUGAGUCUUUAUUUUAUUUUGCGGUACAGUUAAUCACACUUACUCUCAAGUACCUGUCACCUUGGAUGUAAUGUUUAAAGCUCCAGUGCCUCUUUUGUUGGCAUUGCAAUAGUCUGUGGUUGUGCAACCUUGCUUCAGACUAAUCACAUUAAACAGUGCAACAUUAUGUGAAUGGUGCUCUCCUCUGUGAAGCGAUGGAUUCAUUCGUUGCAGAAUGAGUGUAAGAGCAGAUCAGUGGCCCCAGAGAAAGAGGGCACGAGAUUGGUGGGUGGAGCAUAAUGAGCAACCAUGUGUGCUGUGCUGUAAGUAAGGGGAUGUUUGACCUCUAAUCAAAAAGAGGUCACCAGGAACAGAGUCACAGCGUAAUUGUGUCCUAUAUGUGUUUAUCUACCUGUGGUUAUAAUCCUGGGUGUUAUGAGCUAUUUUAAUUUUUUAUCGAGAUCACUCAUUGUGCUUUUGUAUUUUUAACCAAAGUAGUACAUGAGAAAAAACAAGAACACAUAUCUCGUCAUGGGAAAUGUUGACUCCAACUGAAUUGGUUCAUAGUGUAUGACUGAAUGCUGCCAUAAGUCUUUGGUCUGUCUUAUCCUUCCACACCUCCCCUCCACACAGGGCUUACUCUCUGUCAUUGAGAAACUGAAGGGAUCCACAGAACAGGAGGUCAGGAUAGUGCUGCUUGGACUUGACAACGCUGGCAAGACCACCCUGCUAAAGAGCCUGGCCUCUGAGGAUGUGAACACCAUCACACCAACACAGGUGAGGGGGUUUAAAGACUUAUGAAGUCACACACACACACACACACACACACACGCUUUGUAAUGACCUGGGAGUGUCGCUACCUGUCAAGAAUGAUUAAACAUAAAACACUGACUGAUUGGCCUGCUUGACGAUGAUGUUUCUGUGCCCUUCGUUAUAUUAAUUCGUCCUCCUCUGAACAGCUCAACUACUUUGUAACAUAAUUUCCCAAUGUUCAUCAUUAAGUGUGUAUUAGUUAAACAGUAUCUGUCAAAAAUGUGUAAUCAGGGUUUUUUUCUACCACUCUUGAGAGAACAAUCCAUAUUACCUGCUGUCACUGAAAGAUUCUGAGGAAACAGGCAACACUUGUUGCGCUGAUGGCUUUUCAAAAGAUGUGAAGAGACAGUGGGAAGUGUAUUUAAUCUUAUGAGACGAGCUUUGGUAAUAGGAUUCAUACAACCCAUGUUUUCCCAGUGCACUGUCAAAUGAAAUUAUUUGGCUGACAGGAAACUUGUUUAACCACCAGUGAGUGAGGUAAUCACUUGAGGAUGCCAAAUUAGAGAUAAUUUGUGGCCUCAGCCUGAAUGACCUUUCAAAUAUGAUAUAUAAUAUAAUAUUUUUUACAGGAAAUUAAGAUCUUUUGCUUAUCACCCUGUUUAAAAUGAAUUAAAUUGUUACAUUUGACCUACAAGAAAAACAUGCUGUGGAUGUACAUCUAGGAUUUAGGCGAGCGCAACAGCCUGUUAGACAAUAGCUAUCGAGGAUGUAGUCCAUUAUAACAUAGCAAUAGUCACCAUGUGGCUUAAUCAGAUUCACACACAUGCACACAUACUCUGCUCUUGAUCCUCCAUGUCUUAUCCUCCUCGGCAGGAUAAAGAUGUUAUACAACCUUUCCGACUGAAACCAAAAGGAGUUGUGUUAUGAAAAACAGCAACAGAUAAUCACAGUUACCACAUCCUGAGAAAACUACCCAAAGCACAUGUUGCUCUCCUGCUGAUACACAGUGAGGUUACACCAUUGAGUAACCAAACAGUGAUUCAUUCAACACACAUACACCUGUGUGCUGGUACAUUCCCUCUAAAUGAAUUGCUUCAUGAUCAUUUGACAGGCUUUCCAGUUGCUAUCUUUUGGAACUGUGUUUAAGUGAAUGUGCAGUUCAGUGACUCCAGUUUUUUCGUCUAAAUUCAGGGAUUCAACAUAAAGAGUGUCGCCUCUCAUGGCAUGAAGCUCAAUGUUUGGGACAUCGGAGGACAGAGGAAGAUAAGGCCCUUCUGGAAAAAGUAUCUGGAAAACACAGACCUACUGGUAAGUAACAAAAUUAAUACCAAUUCAAAUUUCAUUUUCAUGUAAGAAACCACAAUGAAGUGUUAUAAAAAUUACAGAUACUUCUCCAUAUAUUUCAUUUUUAAAGUUUUCCACAUAUUUAAACAAAUGUACUUUAAUAAUCUCUUGGUGAAGAGUCUUAACAGCAUAACUGUGAUAGGUUUUUUCUGCCAUUAAUGAGCAAUAACUAAACAUGUACUGUUCAAGAAUGCCAAGAAUAACAUUAAAUGUAAAAGAGAAAUUGGGAAAGUUGUGUAACUUUAAAUCCAUGAGUUUUCUGAGAUUGAUUUUAUUCUCAUAUAUGUAUUUCUUUCAGAUUUAUGUUAUUGACAGUGCUGACAAGAAGCGGUUUGAAGAGACAGGACUGGUAAGUGUGAUAUGCAGUAACUACUUCAUACAAGGAUAUGUUUACAAGAACGUCAUUUUGUACCAUUACACAUGGCCCUUUCAGUAAUCUGGAUACAUCUACAUGUGCAGGAGCUGUCUGAGCUGAUUGAUGAGGAGAAUCUAAAAGGCGUCCCCGUGCUCAUCUUUGCCAACAAGCAGGAUCUGGCCACAGCAUCGCCGGCCAGUGAAAUCGCUGAGGGACUCAACCUGCACACUUACCGGGACCGUGAGUGGCAGAUUCAGGCCUGCUCUGCUGUGUCUGGGGAAGGAGUUCAAGUAAGACCUACUUUCAUAUUUAAUUCAUUGCUUUCUUCUCACAAGAAACCUACUUGAAGACACUCCUCUGUUAAUCUCCAUGCUUUUGUUUCGAAAAUCAUUCUGGAUUAUAUUGAUUGAGAGUUUGGUGCUGAAAGGACUUGUAUGAUCAAUGGUUUGAUAGUGUUUAUUCUUUUAAACUUUAACCUCUCUGGACUGUUCUACACAGAAGAGGAUUAGUGACACAAAUAUUCAUCAUUUUUAUGUUUAAUAUGUUAAGCAUCAGAGGUUUAUCCCCUCAAUGUGGGUAUGCACCAAAGAUUAAGUGGUGAACUAAAUAUUAAAGGUGACAAGACAGUGUUUUGAGAUUUCAAUCGGUUUUGAAUGAGCUCUAAAUUAAACAUAAUUCUGACUCUAUUAUAAGAUAUCUCAUCAUUUUGACUAUAAAUUCUGAAAUUUGACUUUGCAGAAAGAAAUUGUACUAAAAAAAUAAUAUUUUUGGUUUAAAUCCAGAAUUCUUAAAAUAGAGUCGUUACAUUAGAAAACACAUUGGUAGUAACACUUUCCUGAAACACUUAAAUGACAAGACAGAAGGAAAACUGUAACUGAAAACAGACUGUUUGACUUUUUCUGACUUUAAACACAAAACUGUGACCUUUAACCAGAGAAAUCUAUCUUUAAAAUCUGAGCUUGAGCUUAUUAUUCACAAAAGAGUUUGAAGUAAGCAUUAGAUUUUAGACUUGUUUUUUUGUCCUCUCAACAGGAUGGCAUGAACUGGAUUUGCAACAACAUUGUGAACAAGAAGAAAUGAAACAUCAGAUGUCCAGCAUCACAAAAUAAAUGAAUAUAUCAUUUCACAUCAUCACACCCCAUCUUUAAAGCCCCCGCUUCCCUGACAGAUCUGAUUGACAUUUCUGUUUUUACAGUUGGUGUAAUUUUUAUGAAUAUUUUGCAAGUUCAAAGAUUUUUAGCUGAAAUAUGUGAAUUAGACACAAUGUAUGUUUAUGUCCCCCCCUGUUUCCCAAGGAUCUUUGUCUGGUGAUUGUUUGUGUUUUCCACUCAGAGAAAACCAAGCUGAGUGUGUGUAGCCAUGUAGAAUUGUCGGGGUUUGUCAGAUAUAAAAACAACCUGUUCAGUGUGAGUGUAAAGUG
Xyrichtys novacula (pearly razorfish) is the source of this 4267-nucleotide messenger RNA. The record is from the annotation of a GenBank genome assembly. NCBI's taxonomy places the organism in Eukaryota, Metazoa, Chordata, Actinopteri, Labriformes, Labridae.